This is a messenger RNA of Oreochromis niloticus (Nile tilapia), 4863 nucleotides long. RefSeq names its product TSC22 domain family protein 1. Gene Ontology annotation, cellular component: cytosol; nucleus. Gene Ontology annotation, biological process: negative regulation of apoptotic process; regulation of transcription by RNA polymerase II; positive regulation of cell population proliferation. The transcript is spliced from 3 exons. The record is from RefSeq and is a predicted model, not a curated record. Bases 758 to 3115 code for a protein of 785 amino acids. NCBI's taxonomy places the organism in Eukaryota, Metazoa, Chordata, Actinopteri, Cichliformes, Cichlidae.
CUGAGACUGACAGCCCGUUAGCUGCUGCUGCUGCUCACCGGCAAUGAGACAGCAAACACGGACGCGAUACGACAACCUGAGAUGGACUUAACGAGUACUUUUUUACCACUACAAAGACGGAUAUUAUUUAACACCGUCGUCCAUUAACAGCAGAAGGCGUGUCUGAUUCAUGUUUCGGUCUCGGAGGUGUAAAAGGAGACUCGACGUCCGGGAGAAGGAAUGGAUGCGACGGCUGAUUUCCUGCGACACGCACCGGCCAGCUAAGAGGCUUGCAGAUUCGCGUUGAGGAGCGGUUGAGUGCAGCUGAAUUUGCUCUCGGUUUGACUUAUUUCUCCGUGCUUAAAGUGGCAGCAAUAUCCUCAAAAAUACAGUAAUAAUCGGGAGGGGGGGUGAAAGGAUACACGAAGUUCCAGAGGAGCGUAUCUAAUCGACCCAGCGCAGCUUUAGCUAGCCAGCGGCUAGCUGGAUUUCGCAUUCUGUUUAUUUAUUUUGUAAUCGAUUAUAGUGUUGUUUUGAUUAUCCUGCAGCUUAGCUCCUGCAGAGUUAGGAAGAGGAACACCGCCUGUAAGCUUGGGUUUUAGUCUGACUGCAGCUGGGAGCGGUUGGCUUGUAUGUGUGUGUGUGUGUGUGUGUGUGUGUUUGUUUUUGUUUUUUUAAGACACGUUAAUCACAUGACUUUUUCACUUAUGGCUCGUUAUUUGAGCUAGCUAGUAGGCAGCGCAGCUUUUUGGCCUCGAGAAACUCUUUCAGCAUAAAAAUGCACCACCAAGACUUCCCCGGAGACCAGUCCGGGACCGGGAGCCGGAAAACGGCUUACCACUACAGGAGAGGUAGCAGCGGGGCGCCCCCAGCCUCCUCCGCAGCCGGUGUCAGCGCAGUGGACGACAGUCCAACCCAGCUUGGAUCCUCCUCUCCUGGACUCCACCAUCAGCCUCAGUCCCAAGUGGCUGGAGCUCAGGUGAAGAAGAAAAGCGGCUUCCAGAUCACAAGUGUCACUUCCGCUCAGAUAAACGUGAGCGGCAACAACAGCUUGGCAGACGAUACUGAGAGCUACGACGACAUGGAUGAGUCCCACACUGAGGACCUGUCCUCCUCUGACAUACUGGAUGUGUCCGUGUCAAAGGCCACUGAUACGGGUGUGCCGGAGAGGAGCUCCUCUGACGAGACUUUGAACAGCCUACAUGGAGUCGACACGCCUGGACUGGUGUCACCCAAUGAGCCUCUCCAGCCUCAUUCUAUCCCACAGGGGUCUCAGCAUCACCCCUCUAUGGUAAAUGGGACUGUGCAUAAUCAGUACUACCCUCAGCAGCACAGCCAGGCCCACCAUCAUCACUCUGACAGCUUAGGAGGAGGUGAAGCAUCACUGCCAACACUUCCCAUUGCUCCUUUGGCAAGCUCCAGCCCAUCUAUAGCUUCCAAAGUUGGUCUUAACCAGCCUCAGAGGCCACCAGCAGUGUUUAAUAACACUAAAACUGCAGGGGGGGCAAGCCAGCCUGCAGCCUCUGUUGUUGGUGGGGCAGCCACUGAUCCACUUGUACAAGGCAGUGUGAACAUUUCUACUGUGUCUGCUGUUGCUGCUGCUCCAGGUUUUGAUAACACUAACAUCGGUGGGCAGGUGGCUCCUGUUGGUGGAGGAACUGGUCCAUCUGCUGCUGCUGCUCCUCCUCCUCCCAGCACUCAGGCUCACCACACCCAAACUCAGACAGCCACCGGCUCUCGCUUCAGGGUGGUCAAAUUAGACACGAACUCGGAGCCGUUCCGCAAAGGGAGAUGGACUUGCACAGAGUAUUACGAAAAGGAAGUUCCUCAUCCUUCUACGGCGGAGGCAGCAAAAGGUGCAGAGGUGGUUGCAGACCCUGAAGCAGGUAAUGCUGGCAUCAGUCCAGGUGUAGCUACCAUACAGCCGCCUCACACCGUGCAGCCCUAUCAGCCACCAAGCCAGGACUUCACUAGUCCACAAGCCAUGCAGAGUCCACUGCAGGGACUGGCACAAACCACACCUGUAACCUAUGUUUCACCUCAGGAGGUUGUUGUAGGGAAGCCAGCAGUUCCUGUCAGUAUCCCUCCAGCAUCACCACAGGUGACACCACAGGUUGGUGUAAGCCAGCCUCCACUAGUAAAACCCCAGCAGGUGCCCUAUUCUGUGGAUCCUCACCAGCCUCAGCCACAGGGAGGGUAUCCUGCACCUCAGCUCCAAACGGGGGUCAGACAGCCAGACUUUAUUCAGCCCACCGCACCUUUCCAGACACAAGUCCAACCUCCAUUGCCGCAUGCCACGACUAUAGUCUCUGUGACGCCACUGCCAGGGGUCACGGUGCAGCAGCCUGUAAGCAUUACCCAGCAGCUGCCCCAUCAUGGUCAGGUUGCCCCAUCUGCUACAGCAACCAUUGCCGCAGGACAGCCCCAGACCCUCUCAGCUCCACCUCAACCCCAGCCUCAUCCACAGCCACAAAUCCAACCCCCUUCUGCUGGCACCAUCCCCAUAGCACCCACCCAUGGGACCUCCUACAUGCCUCUGACUGCGCUGCAAGCUGAUCUUCAGCCCAUCCUCACGCCAGGCACGACCUUCACCCACGUUCCUGCUGGGGGGAGUGCCAUAACAGCGUCCCAGCUGGAGGAUGCCCAGAAGCUUCUGCUCCAGCACCAAGGUCUGCUCGGGCUGCCCAGGCUGGGGGCUGCAGCAGGUGGAGAUGGCGUCGCAGAAGCUGGCGGCGCUGCUGGAACUCUGGCCCACAUGGGGAUGUCAGCUGAGGCCAGUGCCUUCAUGGUGGCUGCAGGCCUGAGAACUCAUCAUGGUGAAGGAGAGGAGGACAGCUCCUCGGGUGCAAGUGUGGUGGCCAUCGACAACAAGAUCGAGCAAGCAAUGGAUCUGGUGAAGAGCCACCUGAUGUACGCCGUGCGCGAGGAGGUGGAGGUGUUGAAGGAGCAGAUCAAAGAGCUGAUCGAGCGCAACACUCAGCUGGAGCAGGAGAACAAUCUGCUCAAGACCCUGGCCAGCCCCGAGCAGAUGGCUCAGUUCCAGGCUCAAGUCCAGACUGGCGGCUCCCCGACCGGCACCGCCCAACCUCCGGUCCCGGCUGGCCCCUCCACGCAAAGCUCCGGCCCAUCUGCAUAACCCAGACAUUGGAGAGCCCCCUGACGAUGAGAGACCGGGGGGAUGGAAGAAAGAAGAUGAGGAGGAGGAGGAGGAGGAGAAAGGAGUCUCGUCAUACUGUGAACAGACUCUAGCAUCAAGACUCUGCCAGUGUUUGGAGGAGCACACACUUGGACUCAGCCGGAGGAUGAACCACUCUCUUUUGUUGCACAUUUUAUUUAACUGACUUUGGAGUCACACCGAUGUGUAAGUGCGCGCGCGUGUAUGUGUGUGCGUCUGUGUGCGCGUCUUUGCCUCGUUUCUGACUUUUAACCACCCGCUUAAGACAAUCCUCGUUGUCAUGCUGGUUGUCGUUGUAAUCAUCAUCAUCAUCAUCAUCAUCAUGGUGACAACAACAAUGCGGGGAAAGGGCCAGAGCUAACAGGAACCGACCAUGCCACCAUCUUCAGGGCCGCUUAAAAAAAAAAAAAAAAAAAAAAAAAAAAAAAAAGGAGGGCGGGAGGAGUUAACCAAGGGCCCGGCCAAUCAAAGAAGCAGGAUCUUGUCAGUGCCGUUGAAUACGUCGCGGUGUGACCCCCUCCCUGCUGAAAACGUGUGCCAUCGUCCCCCGCCCCGCCUUGCCUCACCCUGACUGUCCAUCAGCGCACAGUGGGGGUUUUGGGUUUUUUUUUGUUUGUUUGUUUGUUUGUUUUUUUUAAUUCAACAUCUUCCUGUUUUCCUGUCGCACUUUUUUUCCAAGCGGACUUUUAACGGAUGACAGAAGAUUCAUAUGACCCACCCUGAAUCCGGGAAAGUCCCGGGUCUCUGAGGAUCACCAGUCUUGACAUUCUUGAAGGGGAGGAUGGUCAUAAAAUCUAUGAAUUAAAUAUCAGCUGCUUCUCAUUGUUCACUUUGAGAACUGAGUUUGAGGUCCACGUUGCCCACCCUUGACACCCCCUCCCUGUUCUUUCUCAGACAGCGCAUUAAAGAUUUAUGCAGGGGAUCAAUGUUUUUUUUUUUUUGUUUUGUUUUUUUUGUUUUUUUUAAAGAGGCCUGGGAGAAGCUUGUUUUGUCUGUCCUAUUAAUUUUGUUUUGUUUUUGUUCUUGUUAAUGUAAUAAUGUCCAAGUGAUCUGUAAAAAUAAAUGGCAGGAAGGCAGUUCGAUAGGACAUGACUGUUUCUAGCUAGUGAUCUUUGUAUAGGUGAAAAUUUUCCAGUUCAACUCUGCCAAGUGCCUGGUUUCCAACCAUAGAUACAUAUAUAGAAGCCUUGUUUUUGUUGUUGUUGUUGUUGUUGUUCUACUCUUUUGUAUAUAUAUCUAUGGUAUGGCCAGGUUUUUCUCUGAUCUACCUGUGAUGUCAUUACUCAGGGUGGCAACAGAAGAGGACCUUUUACCUCCACACUAAGAUGCUGUCUCUCCUGUGGUGACACACGGCCUUGUACUGUAUCUGCCGUCGCUUCAAACUCACUCGCUCAAAUGAUCUGGACUCUUUAACCAUUUGGAGACGUGUGUAGUUUUUUGUUGUUUAUUUUUUUUCUUUUAAAUAAAUCUUAGCAUUAUUUUUUGUUUUGUUUUUUUGUACAGCCAAGUGUUUGAGUUGCUCAUAGUGCAACUGGAGCACUGAACACAAUAACGAGACAUCUGGCUUAAAAAAAAAAAAGAAAAGGAAAAUGCCCAGCAGCAGAAGUAUGUUGAUGUUUUGUGCAUGUUCCUCAGCCCAUCACAAAUGUGACGUUACAAUUGCACUAGACAGUUGCACCUCAAAUAAAAAAAGAAAAACAUGACAAAAA